Messenger RNA from Sinocyclocheilus anshuiensis, 2869 nucleotides. RefSeq names its product potassium channel, subfamily K, member 5b (gene kcnk5b). Gene Ontology annotation, molecular function: potassium ion leak channel activity; outward rectifier potassium channel activity. The transcript is spliced from 5 exons. Gene Ontology annotation, cellular component: plasma membrane. The record is from RefSeq and is a predicted model, not a curated record. The coding region runs from base 70 to 1422 and encodes 450 amino acids. Lineage: Eukaryota; Metazoa; Chordata; Actinopteri; Cypriniformes; Cyprinidae. Gene Ontology annotation, biological process: potassium ion transmembrane transport; stabilization of membrane potential.
CUUAGGCGACUUCAGGAGUGGUUAUUACUUUGAUGUAACUGAGCACAGAGAAGGAUCUACUUCAGUAUUAUGGCAGAUAAAGGACCAAUUCUUACCUCAGUCAUCAUUUUCUACCUGUCCAUCGGAGCCGCGAUAUUUCAGAUCUUCGAGGAGCCGCAUUUAAAUGCAGCUCUGGACGAUUAUAAAAACCGCACUGCCGAGUUAUUAAUGAAAUAUCCCUGCUUAAAUAAGGAUGAUUUGGACCAGAUAAUUGAGGUUGUGGCUGCGGCGGCUGGAAGAGGUGUGACUGUAACAGGAGAAAACCAAUUCAACAACUGGAGUUGGGAGAACGCUGUUAUUUUUGCUGCCACAGUCAUCACUACCAUAGGUUAUGGCAAUGUUGCGCCGAAGACAAAUGGAGGCCGUUUAUUCUGUAUCCUGUAUGGGCUCUGUGGCAUUCCUCUUUUCCUCACCUGGAUAAGUGAGCUGGGUACAUUCUUUGGUGGCAGGGCAAAGCGCCUGAGUCAGGUGCUCCUCCACAGAGGCCUCACUGUGAAAAAAGUACAGUUCAUCUGCACAAUUGUAUUCCUUUUAUGGGGUUUCCUGGUUCACUUGAUCUUCCCAGCCUUUGUAUUCAUGGGCUUUGAGAACUGGACUUACUUAGAAGGCCUGUACUUCUCUUUCACCACCUUGACGACUGUUGGUUUUGGUGACUAUGUAGCAGGUGUGAACCCAGAUAUAGAUUACCCAACUCUCUACAGAUUCUUCGUGCAGUUAUGGAUCUGCCUGGGUCUUGCCUGGUUGUCACUGUUCUUCAGCUGGAAUGUGCAUAUGGUGGUCGAGGCUCACAAAGUUCUGAAGAAAAGGAGGCUGAGACGCCACAGGCUGCCCAUCGAUGACGUACCGAAAAAAAAAGAAGUCAAAAAAGCCUUUAAGCCGUCACCUCGCUCUGGCAUCAUCGACAUCUUUGAGUUCAUGUCUGAGAAGGUCGAGGACUACAGCGAUGUUAUCCGAGCCAUCGGAGCAGACGAGAGGAGGAAGAAGAAGCAGGAGGAGGAACUGGCACGGUCCAAGAGCUGUAGUGACCUGCUGCACGGCCUGGUCAUCCCACUCGAUCACUCUCCUCGUCUAAAACGCCGCUUCAGCGUCAGCGCAAACAUGUGCAUGGUCACGUCUGGAGAGCCGACGGAUGGCCUCAACAACAACCAAGAGGAACAGACUUUACUGAAAGAGCACCAAAGAGACACUAAAAAUGUUAGAAAGGAAACGAAGAGCGAAGAGAAGCCUAGACGUUGUGGAUGGGACUCCCAGAAAUCAGACCCUUCAAUCUUUCACAGCCCUGUUCAAAGCCCUACCGUUACCACCAGUAAUAGAGGAUCAAGAUUCUCAGUGUCUAAAAUAUCAGAAGACCAUUUAUUAGAGAAGAGAAAAAGCAUUGGUUGAUGAAGAGUCUGAUCUAAAAGGUCAAAAACCAAAAAUGUCCUCUGCUCUGCUUUAAAUCAUGAAUUUUCAGAUGUGAAUGUCACUUUGGCUGAGCUGAUACUGUGAGGAGCAUAUGAGGAACUAAGAAGACAUUUCAAAACCAAUGAAUGUUGCUAUGACACGCAGACAGGUGCUUCCUCUACCUAAAUCAAGCUGCAGAAGUGUUCGUUGGUUUCCACAGUAUUGAAAAGGAGUCAGGUAACACACAGGGUCUUGUGCAGCCAGUCUGUGACCAAGAUAAGGAUGUGAGGGUUGGCAGAGGAAAUGAAUCCGAUUUCCGUCACAGACGUUGGAAAGUUUGGGUGUGGUACUGUGGUUUUAACCAUGGGUUUUUCAUUCUUUCUCUGGAUUUAUGUUACCAAAAUGACUGCUAGGAGAAAUCUUGGUAUAUGUUAGGAAUGGAAUACUAGCGUAUUGCUAACCCUGCAGUACAGACUGAAUAAAGCACUAUUUUUAAAGUAGUCCUCCUUGUUAAAUAUAUCCUAAGCUCUUUGCUACGCCACUAGCAAAGGAGUUGGGAUAAUAAUGACAGUUUUCAAACAGGUUUCCCAAACACUACCCCUGGAUUGGUCAGACAACCAGACUGUCCCACCCCAAACUCACGCUAUUGGUUGGGCAAUGUUUUGAUAUCAUCAUAGUGUUUUACACUUUGUCAGAGGGAAUCAAUGUAAUAUUAAGCUGAGAUUGUGUGUUUAUAUUUGUGUAUACCCAUAUAUAGCUGGAAUACAAGGUAUUUUAACAUAAAAGAUUACAUACAUCACCGUUGAAAAGAGAAUGUGAAACAGUAUGAAAAUAAUACUGCAUUGUUGUCACAUGACCUCAUUGUAUCCAUAAAUCAGUGAGUUUCAUCAACUUAUAAUUUAUGAGAUGAAAAAUGGUUAUUUUAUCCAGUUUGGUGUAAAAAAAUGAGUACAUUUUUGCAGUUUGAUCAAAUAACUAUUUAGAAAAAGUUGUUGAAACUUUGAUAGUGUUGCCAGUUUAUUUCAUGGUUAAGAUGCAGAGUGCACUGUACUGUAGCAUACAGUAUCCCACACAGAGUUUCGUUGUACUGAACAUUUUGUCAAAUGUUGUAGGUUGCCAAAGGAGCCAAGGAGUAAAAUGGUAGAUUGAAUUCUGAGUGUAUCUUGUGUCUUGAAUGCUGUAGUGGUUCUGUGGCUGUUCUUAGGUUCAACUUGCUCUUGGGAAACGUUUUAAGAAUCGGCCUGUUGAGGAAGCACCUACUCAGGCUUCCAGAAAAUAGAUUAGUGGAAGAUGUGUUAUGGGAUGUAACUUGAUCUUACCACCUGAUUGAUAUGGGUUUUGCUGGAGAAUUUUGCCUUUGUUUGACUCUUUAAUUGUCAUUUGUAUAUAUAUUUUUGUACAAGGUUUCGUGUAUGCCACUUUUGGUAAUAAAAAAGUAUUUUUUUCA